Molecule: messenger RNA, 1653 nt
Organism: Colletotrichum destructivum
Lineage: Eukaryota; Fungi; Ascomycota; Sordariomycetes; Glomerellales; Glomerellaceae
Product: Putative metallo-beta-lactamase, ribonuclease Z/Hydroxyacylglutathione hydrolase
Exons: 9
Coding region: 1-1653 (550 amino acids)
Source: RefSeq, a predicted model, not a curated record
AUGCUUUAUCUUGCCGCGUUUGUCAGUGGUUUUCUGGGAGUGUCGGCCCUCCUAUCAAGGGAAGGAGGGGUAACGCCUGAUCCGCGGGCUCUACUCGAACAAGGUAUCGAGGCCCUCGGAGGAGCGGCCAACAUAGCACAAGUCCAUGGUGUCACAUACGCUGGCUCAAAGUCAUACCGGACGAAAACUUUGAUGCAGAGUUUUUCUCUAGACGGCGUUGACAGAGGCGUCUCGGUUCUAGGCACUCAGGACGUCUCGUUCUCAUUCGAUGGACCUCAGAUCAAGCAGCGUCUUCACGUGGAUCAUCAGCUCGAUGGGUUUUGGAGUGGCUUUUCGAGACCGAAUUUAGAUCACGUUGGCUUUACCAUCAUCGUUCAUGGAGGUGACGAUGGCUUUGCAGCCGUCACCGAGGGAAACAGAAACAUGUUUGAUCCCAGCGCAGGGCCUCAGGGAUACGUUGAUGGUGUGCUAGCAGCUUACUUGAUCAAAGAAGCAAACAAGAUGUCGCCUUUCCUGAUUUCUAAAAUUCUGGCCAACAAUAACUUUACCUACCGCGAGGAAGCGCUUUGGACUGGCGAGCGGCUACACGGCGUUUAUGACGGCAAUUUUGAUUUGACGGUGCUCUUCGAUCCCGAAACCAGCCUGCCAUACGCUAUUCGCUCGGCCGAAAACCACGACAUCUUUGGCCCGUCCACAAACGACCUGGUCGUGUACGAUUAUAUUGAAUCCAACGGCGUCAAGUUUCCGACUGGAUGGAAAACGUUUUACAAUGGCCGACACCUUCUCAUGACCAGCGGUGUCUCCCAAGUGCUCGUCAACCCCUCUUUCGCCACAGGAUUUUUCGAUGGCCCGAGUGACCUUUCGAGACUGGAGAAACCCAGAAAGAGCCCUCAGCAAGACUUCUCUGAAGUUGGCGAGAGGAGCGGUGUCUACAUCUGGCUAGGUCCGUUCGCAAUGACGGCAGCAAACAUCUCUGCUAGUCAGCCGCUGCCGGAGCUUCCAGGUCUGUGGUAUUUGCAGGUCGGAAAUGCCCGCCCGACCUACAGACAGGUGGUUCUCGUACUCGAAGAUUCCGUCAUUGUUAUGGACAGUCCGCCGCAUCAGAGUCUGUUGGUACUGGAAUGGAUAGAACAGACGAUCGGGAGGAAGGUCACUCACGUUUGGCCCACCCACCAUCAUCAUGAUCACUCAUCAGGCUUGAAGGAUUACGUGAAUGCCGGAGCGAAAGUGAUAGUUCCAGUUGAAGCCAAGCCCUACUACUCCGCUAUCCCUGGCAUAGAGUUCCUCACAUUCACGACCGACGAACCAUUUGCAUUGAAUGGCGACAAGAUACAGAUUAGGUUCAUGCAUAUGAAAGCAUCGAUGCAUUCAUUUGACCACACAUAUGCCGUCAUUUUCCCAUCUCAGCCCAUGCCGAACAGCACCAUGGCCGUCUUUGACGCAGAUCACGGACGGAAUGAGACUGAAACGAUCCCGGUACCUGCUGAUGACGUCUUAAUGACUGAGCUUGUAAAAGCCCUGGUCGACGAUCGAGUGGCCAGCCACGCAACACUCAUUUCAGCACACGUGCCUAUUAUGCCGGUUGCUGCCCUGUUUCGAAGAACCAAGAUCCGUUCUAACAACUAUUCAACCUUAGACUUUAAGUAUAUUUAG